AUGGGCUUAAGCUCGAACACCUCGAGCUCUCUCCAUCACUCACUCCAUUCUUUACCUUCAUCACGUAACUCUCUCAUCACUCCCUCCUUCCAUCAUUUGUCCAUCACUCUCCUUCCAUCAAUGUCUCCAUCACUCUCUCCUUCCAUCACUCUCCAUCUCUCCCUCCUUCCACCACUCUCUCCAUCACUCCCUUCUUCCAUCACCCAAUCCAUCACUCCCUCCCUCCAUCACUCUCUCCGUCCUUAA
Molecule: messenger RNA, 246 nt
Organism: Haliotis rubra (blacklip abalone)
Lineage: Eukaryota; Metazoa; Mollusca; Gastropoda; Lepetellida; Haliotidae
Exons: 3
Coding region: 1-246 (81 amino acids)
Source: RefSeq, a predicted model, not a curated record